This is a messenger RNA of Nicotiana attenuata, 1278 nucleotides long. RefSeq lists its product as uncharacterized. Bases 1 to 1278 code for a protein of 425 amino acids. The transcript has 2 exons. The record is from RefSeq and is a predicted model, not a curated record. Lineage: Eukaryota; Viridiplantae; Streptophyta; Magnoliopsida; Solanales; Solanaceae.
AUGACCAUCACACUUGCCCGUUCCAUAAAAACAUUCGAGGAACUGGGAGACAAGUUCGUCUCCACCCAUGCCGGGGUCAAAAAAGCAGAGGCGAGGGUGAACGUCAUAUUCGCCAUUAAGCAAUCGCAUGGAGAAGGGCUCAGGGACUUCCUCGCUCGGUUCAACCGUGUAAGAAUGACCCUUCCAAAUGUAUCUGAAGGAAUGGCGGUAGCCGCUUUCCAGAACGGGCUAAGCAGAAGUGGGUCGCGGGCGGCCAAAAAGUUUCUGAGCCGACUCAUGAAAUACCCUCCAACCACUUGGGACGAGAUACACAACGUCUACUGUGCCGAGGUAAGAGCUGACGAGGACGAUCUCAACGGACCUACCCAAAGUCUGACCUCGGUCAAAAUGGAGUCUAGGAAAGACCGGAGAAACGACAACAGGAGGGAUCUAGCGGAAUCCCAACCUAAUCGAGAAAGACAUCGGCCUUAUGUCAGAGGCACCCUCAUGCCACCUCCACGCUAUGAUGAAGGUCCAUCCAGGCCGCGAACGGGAAUUCACCGAAAUGAGAGAGGACUGCAUCGCCCUAAGACAGGAGGUCGUGAAUAUGCUUCACCAAGGGCACUUGAAAGAGCUGAUGAGCGAUCGUGGGAGGGCCAACUUCACCAGGGACCUCCCAAACCACCUUCCCCAGUUCAGACCAUUCAAAUGAUAAUCGGAGGAGGCGACAACGCAUAUAUCAACAGCAUGAAGUUCACCACCACCCACAAACUCAAACGGUCCAUCAGCCACGAAUGGUAUGACGAACUCGAAGAAAGUAUCAUAUUCGAUAAGUCAGAUACCCACAGUUUGGUCUUUCCUCACUAUGACGCUCUUGUCAUUACUUUACGUGUCUUUGAUACUGAUGUAAAACGUAUUAUGGUCGAUUAUGGAAGCGGCGCGUGCAUCAUCCAUCCUCGAGUUCUCACCCAAAUGAAUCUCGAGGAAAAGAUAGUGCCACGUUGCAUCACGCUGACAAGCUUUAACAAUGCAGUUGAGCGGACAUCUGGAGAAAUCACACUGCCCGUCCUGGCCGGCGGCAUCACUUUGGAGACCACGUUCCACAUCAUGGACCAGGAUACGGCGUACAAUGCCAUCAUAGGCCGAUUGUGGAUACAUGCCAUGAAAGCCGUCCCCUCCAGCUUAUACCAAGUCAUUAAAUUUCCCACCCCCUGGGAGUGUUCUACAUCCGAUGAGAGCAACGCACGGCCCGAGAAUGCUACCGCAUCGCCCAAGACUGCACAUACACCCAACAAUUAA